GAAGACAAAAAAGAAGGAAAAAGAACCAAAAAAUAAAUAAAUAAAGGGAAGACGCCCAAAACACAAAUCAUGGUGGUGUGGAGGCAACUCAUCGAUUACAACCGGUGGCCAUGUCCAACCAAACCCAAAGCUUGAAAGACAAAAGCUUAAAAAGUAAAAGACACAUCAAUUAAAUUUAUUAUUAAUUUAAUAAGAGACAGACUACCAUUUAUCAACAAAAAAAAAAAAAAAAAAAAAAGUAAGAGAGUGAGAGAAAGAGCAGAGGGUGCGCAAACUCGCAGUGCAUACAUGUCGUCUUCUCCCACUCUUGCUCUCUCUCGCUGCGUGUAUUGUCUAAAUUCUAAAGAAUCUAAACUAACUGAAAAAUAAAACACAAAAAUAUACAUUACGGAUAAAUAAAAAACCAUAUACCCAAAAAAAAGAAAGAAAAAAAAAACAGAGAGAGAGAGAGAGAGAGCGACAAGUUCGUCAAACUCGGGGAUCCGACUCGCGCGGCGGGAAAGAACCACCGGAGCAUUUGGCCUUCUCUCUCUGUCUCUGUCUCUGUCUCUCUCUCUCUCUCUGACUCUGCAAUCACCUCCGGUGUGGGCCGUUCCUCAGACUCUGGGUUUUCGGGACUCCGGAAACCCUGAGUCUCGAUCCCUAUUCCCUACCCCUUUCAUUCUCUUCUUCUUCAGGCCCUCUCAUAUAUCAUCAUUUGGAAGUUAAGCAGUUGAGGUCAUGCACAGUGUACCCUAUAAUUUUAUGCUGACUGUACUUGCUUGAUUCAUCAUCCAUGCUACAACUGUUUCUUUCAGUUUGGGCGUUGACAUCUAGCACAGUGUCUGUACAGUUGAAAAUCAAGUGGUCACGAUGCCUUGCUUACUCUGAUCUUCAGAAUAUUGUACGGGGAGCAUUACAGAAAUAAAAAAUAAAAAAAAAAAUAUUUAGGUCAUUUUGCAGCCAAGCAUGUUCACAACCCCCCUGCCUCCUCAGCUGUCUGAUUCCAACCGCCGCAUUAUAGAUACGCCUGGCCCAUCCCUUCGAGUUUAUCAAGUUUGGAAAGGAAGUAAUAGAUUUUGCCUCAAAGGAAGGCUUAUAUUUGGUCCAGAUGUGAGGUCACUAUUCCUUACAGUGUUCCUAAUAGUGGCCCCGGUGAUCCUUUUCUGUGCCUUUGUUUCUAAUAGACUUAUUGACAAUAUCAAUCAUGGUGAACUUAUCGUAAUUAUAUGUGUUGUCUUCACCAUUUAUGAUAUUCUUAUCCUCUUAGUUACAUCUGGAAGAGAUCCUGGCAUUAUUCCCCGCAACGAGCAUCCUCCAGAACCAGAAGAGGUUGAUGGCUCUACAGUCUCUUCUGAUUGUCCAUCAAGUCAUAAUGGAGCUCCAAGUUUACCCCUAACGAAAGAUGUUGUAGUUAAUGGAAUAGUAGUCAAAGUCAAGUAUUGUCAAACAUGCAUGCUAUAUCGUCCACCACGAUGCUCUCAUUGCUCAAUAUGCAAUAACUGUGUUGAGCGAUUCGAUCACCAUUGUCCAUGGGUGGGGCAAUGUAUUGGGAAGAGGAAUUACAGAUUCUUUUUCAUGUUUGUAUCAUCAACAACCUUGCUGUGUCUUUAUGUUUUUUCCUUCUGCUGGGUAAACAUCAGUAAUAUAACGGACGAUGAGCAAUGCAGUCUCUGGAGGGCUUUUGCAAAAUCUCCUGUUUCUGUAAUUCUGAUCGUGUAUACAUUUAUAGCUGCUUGGUUUGUUGGAGGUCUCACCACAUUUCAUCUCUAUUUAAUUUGCACAAAUCAGACAACAUAUGAGAACUUUCGGUAUCGAUAUGAGGGAAAAAUGAAUCCUUAUAAUCAUGGGUGUGCUCGCAAUGUUGUGGAAAUCUUCUUCUCUGGAAUUCCAAAAUCUAAAAACAACUUCAGAGCAAUGGUGAAGGGUGAUUCAUCUUCUGUCUAUAAUGCUUCAACUACACUGGGACAUUCAAUGAGCCCAGAGAUGGCGAAAACAAGUUUUGACAUAGAGAUGGGGAAACGACAAGCUGUUGCUGCUGAAGAUUUCACAGAUAUACAUAGACAGAUUGAUAGUGUUGAGGGAAUGGAGAGGUGUGGAACCCAGCCAAGACAUACAGACUGGGAUUCUAAAGCUAACUGGGAGAUCACACCUGAUAUACAGAUUUUGGCUGCUGAGUUUGGAAUGGGAUAUGGUGUAACAGACAGACAGAAAAUUCAUGGAAGCCUUUAAAACUAAACAUUUUUAAGGCCUAAACUACUGUCUGAGCGGUGUUUCUGAUGUUAGGGCCAGGGGAGUGAUAAUGGUCACUCACUAGCUUAUCGGAGUUGGUGGGAGACGUCACACUGAACUCCAUUGUUGGGAGCUUGUUUGGAAACCUGACUUCUCCGAUAAAGGAAGGAAUGCUGUGGUUCACAGCUAUUAUUUUGCAGAGGCACGUUAUGCAUCAAACUCUUUUCCAUUUCCAUGGGUAUUUGGUCUUUUAAGUGUUGUGCUAUAUUGUGUAUUAGUUUUUCUGGGGAAUUGGCUGGUGUUUAUAUAUUAUCUCAAUUUGUUUGGUAGUAGUUUGUAAAGGAAAGAAACAACAACAACAACAACAAAAACAAAAACAAAACAAAAAAAAAAAAAAAAAACAAAAAGGAGAAAAAGGUUUGUGUUUUUUUUUUUGGGGGGGGGGGAGGGGGGGGAGAACCCUAAUUCUAUUUCAGUCUUUAUUGAUUGCAAUUCAGUUUCAGUCGGCAGGCAAAAGAAGAGCUUGUCUAUUUUAAUGACAAGCUGUUUUACUUUAUA
Molecule: messenger RNA, 2769 nt
Organism: Ziziphus jujuba (common jujube)
Lineage: Eukaryota; Viridiplantae; Streptophyta; Magnoliopsida; Rosales; Rhamnaceae
Product: probable protein S-acyltransferase 7
Exons: 6
Coding region: 949-2211 (420 amino acids)
Biological process (GO): protein targeting to membrane; peptidyl-L-cysteine S-palmitoylation
Cellular component (GO): Golgi apparatus; endoplasmic reticulum
Molecular function (GO): protein-cysteine S-palmitoyltransferase activity
Source: RefSeq, a predicted model, not a curated record